AGCGACGCGAACGAGCCCGAGUGGGUAAUGGGCAGGGGAGGAAGCAGCUCAAGCUGGCGGGGGGCGGGUGCCGCGCACGCGCAGUGGGCGCUGUCUCGCCCUGCCCGGCCGGCUCCGGGGCUGCAGACAAAGGCGCCGCGACCCCUCCCCCUGCCCCCCUCCUCUCAGUCUUUUCCAGCCCCGGUUAUAACGCGCUGCCCCCCCGCCUCUCCUUACCCCGUUUUCUCUCCGGUCUAUGGCUGCGGGGACUGCUCCGUGCCCGGAGCAUGGUGGGGGACCGGUGGGUAUGGCGGGAGGGCGACAAGGGGGUGUGGGUAGGAAUAAUUCAGGCGGGGGGGGCUCGGUGAAGAUGGCGCUGAGACGAGCGUACUCCAUCAAGGACAAACUUCAGGCCAUCGAAAGGGUGAAGAAGGGCGAGAGGCAAGCGUCGGUGUGCCGGGCCUUCGGGGUACCGGGGGGUACCUUGAGGGGUUGGUUAAAGGAUGAAGCCAAGCUCCGGUGGUUCCUGGAGCAGCUUGGGGGUGAGGUGGGCACCCAGCGGAAGAAGAUGCGUUUGGCCAACGAGGAGGAGAUUGACCGAGCUGUCUAUGCCUGGUUCCUCGCUCUACGCCAGCAUGGGAUCCCCCUCUCUGGGCCCCUCAUCCAAGCCCAGGCCGAGGCCUUCGCACGGCAGAUCUACGGUCCCGAGUGCACCUUCAAGGCCAGCCACGGGUGGUUCUGGCGUUGGCAGAAGCGCCAUGGCAUCUCCAGCCAGCGUAUCUAUGGCGAGGGCGCGCUCCCCGCCGAGCCUGAGCGGGCUCCCGUGGCCAGCUCCGAGCCCCUGCCUGUGCCUGCUGCCGACGCCGGAGGCUACAGCGAUGAGCAGAUUUACAACGCCAACAUCACUGGGCUCUACUGGAAGCUUCUGCCAGGACAGACUGGUGGGACGGCAGCGGCGGCACGGCGGCGACCAGCGCUCCGGGAGCGCGUCACGGUGCUGCUGGCCGCCAACUUGACCGGCUCGCACAAGCUCAAACCGCUGGUGGUUGGGUGUCUUCACGAUCCCCCCAGCCUGCGCCAUCACAACCAGGACAAAUUCCCUGCUGGCUAUCGCUACAGCCCUGAAGCUAGGCUGGGACCAGCUCUUCUCCGGGCUUGGUUCUUUGAGGACUUUGUGCCAGGCGUCAAGCGGUACCUACGUCGCAGCUGCCUGCAGCAGAAGGCGGUGCUGCUGCUCAGCUCCCCACCGCCCCACUCCGGGACAAGCCCUGAGGACUCCCUGCCACUGCAGACACCCGAUGGCUCCAUCCGUGCCCUCUUCCUCUCCAAGGGACCUGCUGGGAGUGGCUCGGCUGGAGGAGGAGGCCGAAUCCCGGCCCCGCUGGAGCAGGGGGUGGUGUCCACCUUCAAGCAGCUCUACAAGAGGGAGUUGCUGCGCUUGGCUGUCUCUUGUGCAGCUGGGGGUGGUGGUGGCUCGGGUGGCCCUAUGGACUUCGUGAGGUCCUUCCUCCUCAAGGACAUGUUGUACUUGGCUGGCCUCUCCUGGGAGCUCAUUCCACCCGGCUCCAUCGAGAAGUGCUGGCUCUUGGGGUUGCGUGCUGCCUUUGAGCCCCAGCCUGGGGAGGAGGAGCAUGGAGACCCCCGACAUGGGGAGGAAGGUGGUGGGGACAGCAAGCUCUUUAGUGACCUGACCCACUUGGCCGCGCUGGCCUACAAGCGCUUGGCCCCCGAGGAGGUGGCCAACUGGUUGCACUUGGACGAUGUGGCCCCGGGUACAGAAGAGGACGAUGGAAAAGAGGACGCUGAGGAGGAAGGCCUCGAUGUCUGCAAAACGGAGGAGGAGGAGGAGGAGGAGGCAGCAGCUGGAGAUGGGGGCGGCAGAAAGGGUGGGGAAGGAGGACACACUUUGCUACCCACGGCCCGGGAAGCCAUCAAAGGUCUGGAGACGGCGCUGCGGUGGUUGGAGGGUCAAGACCCUCGGCAGGUGGGGCCGCUGAAGCUGGUGCAGCUCCGCUCCCUCAUCAGCAUGGCCCAGCGGCUGCACCGCAGUGCCAGCGGCCCCCACUCCUAGGCCAAGGCCACCUCUAGCCUCUUGGCUGCCAACCACCUUCUUGGGGUUGGGGAGGAUGGGUCAUGGGGUUGGGGACACCUUGUUUGUCCCUUGGGGCUGGCAAUGCAGGUGCCAGCUCUCCUUACCCCUUGGUCACGGGCCUGAAUGCCCCUGAGGUACCCCUGCUGAGGGGGUAGUGUGGCAGCUUAGGGCUAGCCAGGGACAACCCCUCCGUCCACAGUGUGUCUGGGGAUCAUUCCUCACCCUUGGGUAUAGUUUGAAGGUGCUGGUUUUUAAAUGCCAUGAGACUGAGCUGGGCAUAGCCACCAGCUCACCCUGGUCCUCAUGUGGAGAAGAGGUAAAGAAGGGACCUUGGUGUCACUGUGAGUUACUGGGAUGAUGGGGGAACUCACAAGAAGUGAUUCCCUGCAUCUCAAGAGUGGGGACAGGGUCUGCCUGAGGUGCUCCACAGCAAACAUCCCACCCUGGAAGAGGUUGCUGACACCCCCCCUCUUCCAAAAUGGAAUCUGGUUAAACUGGGGUGGUUUGGUGCUGGUUUAAGCAACUUUCUUCACACACUGGACUGGGACAAGGACACUUAGGUAGUAUCCAAGAAGCUGCAGCUUCUCACAGAGGGUCAUUUCUGUCAUUCCCAUGACAGCUCCUGGGAGUGCUAGGACCACAGAGACCUGCUGAAACAGGUACUGUCUUCUGAGCAUUGUCAUGAAGCUGAAGGCUUCAGGGAUGUUGGUUGAAGUGUCUUCUCUGGGGUUUGUGGGGUGGCUGGGGCUGGACAAUACAACUUUGUGGAGCUAGGGAGAUGCUUGGUGGAGUGGUAUGUCACAAGUUAAGAUGGGAGCAGCUCCUGGCUCUGCCUUUAGGUACUGGAGACCCCAGAUGAGAAUUCAGCAUCUCUUGACCUGAUUUUGGGUUCCAUUUUAGCCUUCUCAGCCACAUUAUUGAAACGUGUGGGGGGGAAGUCAUUAGCUCCUCAGCACUGCUGUGCCCCAUGAGGUGGCUUUUAUUUGUCACACCUUUGUCUCAUCCCCUCAGAGUUUAUGGAAAUUAAAUGGAUUUUUAUUCCCA
Messenger RNA from Pogoniulus pusillus (Red-fronted tinkerbird), 3115 nucleotides. RefSeq names its product tigger transposable element derived 5 (gene TIGD5). The record is from RefSeq and is a predicted model, not a curated record. Gene Ontology annotation, cellular component: nucleus. NCBI's taxonomy places the organism in Eukaryota, Metazoa, Chordata, Aves, Piciformes, Lybiidae. Gene Ontology annotation, molecular function: DNA binding. The transcript has a single exon. Bases 236 to 2050 code for a protein of 604 amino acids.